Messenger RNA from Miniopterus natalensis, 1518 nucleotides. Lineage: Eukaryota; Metazoa; Chordata; Mammalia; Chiroptera; Miniopteridae. The record is from RefSeq and is a predicted model, not a curated record.
AUGUUGAAUCAGAAGCACAGAGCUCGGCUGGAACGCCAGACAGUUGGCUCAACCAACCGGUGGCGCUUCCCCAGGGAGCCCUUCUCUCCGGACCUGCUGGCGCUGUCCCAGAUGUGCAAGGCCAUGAGCAUAGACCUGGAUGACACCCUGAAGGACCCGGAUAGGUUAUGCAUUCCCAAAAUUCAGAAAUAUUUCUCUGAGAACUUGAAGAACAAGGUUGUCCCAAGCGGGGAUGCAGUCGUGAUCCUCGAAUGCCUGGGCUUCACGUGGGAGCUGCACCUGCCCCAGCUCUUUCAGUCCGAGACCUUGACCAGGCUGUACAUCAUGGCCCUGGACAGACACACCACGUGCCCCAAGAAGGAACUGGAGAAGCUCCUGCCAGAGCCUUCACCGGGGAAAACGAAAGAAGCACCUCCCAUAAAGAGGAUGACCAUUUGCCUGAAGGUCAACGACCCCCUAGUCACUAAACUCGCCUUCGCCAAGGCCCUGAAGAACCUCUACACCAGCCAGGUGGACAUGAGCUUGGACGAGGUGCUGGGGGUGCUGGCCUCGGCCCACGCUCUCCAGUUCAGCAGCCUGUUUCAGAAGUGCGUGGUCAUGAUGGUGAAGGGACUCGCGCCCAGGAAUGUCACUAACUUCUACCUGGCCGGCUGCAAGUACAGGGAAGAGCCGCUCACCUCCGCCUGCGAGAAGUGGCUGGAAAUGAACUUGGUCCCCGAGAUGGGGAAUCAGAUCCACCUCCGGAAAAUCCCAAAGGAGCUGCUCCACAAAGUGCUGAAGUCCCCCAGGUUGUUCACUUUUAGCGAGUUUCACCUUCUGAAAACACUCAUUUUGUGGGUCUACCUGCAACUGAACCUGAGAAUCCAGACGAUUCCGACCUACGAGACCGUGCUGACGUUUUUUAGCAGCUUCUCCAAGAAGUGUUGCUUCCUGGACCAAGAUGCAGAGCAGAGCUUGAUGCCUCUGUUCCUCGGCCUGCGUCUGCACGGCAUCACCAAAGGCCAGGAUCUGGACGUGUUGAGGCACAUUAACUUCCUCCCCGAGGCCUGGCUGGUCCGGGUCACCGCCAACCACUACUACUCGAUGGAGAAUGGGGGCGACAUGGCCCAUGUGAAGGACUUCACCUCCCAGGCGGUGAGAUUCGGGCUGCUCUUCCACCAGGAAUAUACAACUUAUUCAGAAACAAUUGCUAUAUAUGGAUUCUUCUUUGAGAUAAAGGGAAUCAAGAACGGUGCUACCUCCUACAGCUUUUACAUGCAGAGACUGAGGCCCAGAGACGUGGGGUUCCCCUCCUCCGUCUGCGAGCACGGCCUCGUGAGCCUGAGGGCCGAGCGCCUGGUCAAGUACAGGAUCAGCGCCCAGACGCUGGUGGACGGCAGCUGGGAGGAGUUCGGGACGAAGCCGACCAUGCAGAAGUUUCGGUUCAUCAGGCCGUCCUGCAAAAGCCAGGUCUUGCAAAUCCAAACUGUGGGCAACCCCAUCUAUGUAAGUUUUCUCUUCACCUUCCCAGCAUCUUGA